Messenger RNA from Candidozyma haemuli, 1119 nucleotides. It is a transcript of the gene DES1, whose product is annotated as Des1p. Bases 1 to 1119 code for a protein of 372 amino acids. NCBI's taxonomy places the organism in Eukaryota, Fungi, Ascomycota, Pichiomycetes, Serinales, Metschnikowiaceae. Gene Ontology annotation, cellular component: membrane. Gene Ontology annotation, molecular function: sphingolipid delta-4 desaturase activity. The record is from RefSeq and is a predicted model, not a curated record. The transcript has a single exon. Gene Ontology annotation, biological process: ceramide biosynthetic process.
AUGGCCGAUUCGAUCACCCACCGUGUCUCCAAACAGAGCUACAAGGUCGAGGCGCCUCCUGCGGACGCUCCACUAGAUGUUCUUAAUGAGUACUACUGGACCAAAGACGCUGAACCACAUGUGGCCAGAAGAAAGGCCAUCAUAGCCAAGUAUCCAGAGGUUCGGAAACUCACGGGCCACGAACCAAAGCUGAAGUGGUACGUGAUGGCGGUGGUUGCGUUACAAGUGGCUGUUGCUGUGUAUUUGCGUGAUACACAUCCCAUCUCGUGGAAAUUUUUCACUUUGGCAUAUGUCAUUGGAGCCACUUCCAACCAGGCGUUGUUCCUUGCCAUUCAUGAGUUAUCGCAUAACUUGAUGUUCAAGAAGCCUAUCCACAAUAAGCUUUUUGCUAUAUUCAGUAACAUUCCUAUUGGUAUCCCAUACAGUGCUUCUUUCCAGCCUUAUCACCAGUUACACCAUAAGUUCAUGGGCGAUGAGUACUUGGACACGGACUUGCCUACACCUUUUGAGUCGGUGUUGUUGUCCAAUGUGCUUGGAAAAGUCUUUUUUGCUACUUUCCAGAUCCUUUUCUACGCGUUGAGACCAAUGUUCAUUACUCAAAUCAACUUUACCUACAUUCAUUUGUUGAACAUUAUUUUCCAGGUCGUUGUUGACGUUGCCCUCGUCAAGCUUGCUGGUGUUAAAAGUUUGCUUUAUUUCAUCAUGUCCUCCUUCUUGGCUGGUUCUUUACACCCUUGCGCUGGACACUUUAUCGCUGAACACUAUGUACUUAACGAUAAUAACGUUCCUCGCGCUGGGCACGAGAAGGAAGGUAAUCUUACACCAGAUCUUGUCCCUCCAGAGACGUAUUCAUACUACGGAACGUUAAACUUGGUGACUUGGAAUGUCGGAUACCACAACGAGCAUCAUGAUUUCCCAUACGUUGCAUGGACAAAGCUUCCUGAGCUUCGCCGUAUUGCAGCUGAAUUUUACGAGCCUUUACCACAAAUCAACUCAUGGUGUGGUGUCUUGUGGAACUUCUGCUUCAACGACGUGAACACAUUGUGGAACAGAGUAAAAAGAGUAGGCAAGGAACGCCUGGGCCGCAACGUUGGCGGAUUGGAUAGGAAUCAAAAUUAG